AAUUCUCGUAAAAUCAAAAUCUGCAUUUUUGUUUUGUCGUCAUAUCCGCUACAAUCUAUUAUUGCCGCGGAAAGCGAAAAUUGGUCUCAAAGUUUUCCGAGAAAGCUAAGGUUCUACCCAAAGUGAUGGAAGGACCGCCUGAGAGAGACGUUAAGGACUUCGAAUUCCGACAGUUGUGCAAGUUCCGCUUAUUUUCAGCUGAAGAAUCUGAAUCCCAGUCCUCAAAGAGAGUGCAGAAACUUGCCACAUCGUCGAAAUUUGGAGUUAUAUUUGCAGCUUCUCAUAAUGAAAUCAAGAUUGUACUUAUGGCCAUGCUGUCUGGUCUUGACUCUGGGUUGGGAAAAGAGCGUAACACUGCCAUGCUUGAUGCACCCAUUUUCAAGCAGUUCACAGUUACUGGCCUUGUGGUGCACCUAGGUGUCAGUAGCGACGGUGCAAUGUUGUCAGUGGUUGUGGAUGACGAGAGCACUGUCACUCUCCUCAUCUUUGACAUUCACAUGUUUGCAGAUCAGCUUAGUGCACCUACUCCUUUGUUGACCUACCAAAUUGCCAGUGGCAAUGUGUCACUGCUGGACUUGGCCUGGAACCCUGGGCUUAGCAGUUUACUGGCAUUGUGCUUGAGUAAUGGCAGCAUGUCAAUUCUAGAUGUAACUGACACUCUAAAAGUGGUAUCAACUCUGCCACCAGGAUCUGAUGCAACCUGUUUGAGCUGGAGUCCCAAGGGCAAGAAACUGAUGGUGGGCAAGGUUAAGGGCAGCUGUGUUCAAUAUAGUCAUGACCUCAAGGAAGAGAAGCAGUGGUCUGCCCCUGGCAUUUUGACCUUGCCACACGAUGCAAUUGAUGUUGUGUGGGUGUCUACACAUACGUUCAUGGUGGCUUACCUGCCUCAGGGCAGCAGUCCAGACACACAGCCUGUUGUCAUUCUUACAGAAUCAGCUAAAGAUGGACAAACAUGCAUCAACUUUGAUGAUAUUUGCUUUGGCAGUGGGGAUGAAAGGAGAGCCAAAUAUUAUUUCACCUUCCUGGCUCAAUGGGAAAUGAUUGUGGUGUCUUCUAGCAAUGCCACAGAAACUACCAUAGUAGCUCGACACUUGGACCAGAAGUUGUCUUGGGAACACUGGACACUGGAAGAUUCAUCACGUGCUGAGCUACCAGUCACAGACAAUCAGACAGAUUCCUUUCCCCUGGGCAUGUGUGUCUGCCUGUCCUCUCAACAAAUUCUACAGCUGGGUGACAACAAGACUCAUCCAGCUUGUCCGGUCUUGCUGCUUCUGUCCACUGAUGGAGCACUGGUGCCAUUCCAUAUGGUAUAUUAUCACAGUCAGGCUCCUAGUCUCAUUGUCACACCACAGCCACUGUGUGCUCAGAAUGCAAGGAAGCCCCUGGCAGGUCAGCCAGUGCAAGUGUCUGUUGCACAGACUAGGUCCCCACUGGCCAAUCUUCUCAUGCAGCCCACAUCCACAGCUGGUGGUGGUCCUGCCAAUCAAACAGCAGCUGCCAAACCUGUAACUACAUUUUCGUUUGGCCAGCCGUCGGUGGCUUCUUCAUUAUCAGCUGGAGGAGGGUUGCUUGUCACAGCGAGUCCUGGAGGUCUUUCUUUGUUUGGCCCACCAUCAACACAGUCAGGCUUGUUACCAGCACAGCCUGGUGCUGGAAAAUCUGUCACAGCGAGUCCCGGAGGUCUGUCUUUGUUUGGCACAACAUCAAGUCCAUUUCCAUCAGGAUUUGGCACUGCAAAGACUAAUACUAACCAAGCUGAGCGUUCAUUCCUUCCACAACUGCCACAACCUUCAUCAGUAAUGACUGUAAAGUCUUCCUUAGUCCUGGGCACUGCUAGUGGCAGCAGCCAGAUUCAACCUGCCCAAACCACUGUAACUUCCCCAAACCACACAGGUGCAUCUUCUUCCUUACCUCUUUUUGCUAGCCUUGCUUCUGACACUGUAAAAGAAAAAACACCAGAUAAAGAAGUUUUGCAGUUUUCAUUCACUUUGCCAAAAAGUGGCAUAGCAGGAGUAACUGAUAACACUGAAACAUCUAAACCAUUAGCAUUUACCACACAGUCUUUGACAAAAUCAGGAUCAGACGCGCCUGUCUUGCCAAACCAGAAACCAUCUGCAACACCCUUGCAGUCAUCUGCAACAACCCUUCAGCCAUCAGCUUCAGCUGUUUUAGGAGCUGCAGGUGGAAGCAAGACUGGAAGUGGCCAGUUUUCUUUUAACUUCAGUCCAUCUCCUGGAGGGUUGGGAGCAAGACCUCAGCAACCAGCAAGUCUGCCUACAUCAUCACCUGUCACAGCAGGUGCAGGCAGCUUCUGUUUAACUUUUGCAUCCAAUAAAAGUGCAGCAGAUGCAUCAGGGCUGUCAGCAGUUCCCACACCAGCUGGUAAAGCAGGGCCUACAGUCAGCAGUCAGACUGCUCAAGGGGUCUUACCCACUCUCACACCAGUAGGUAGAACAGGGGCUGCAGUCAGAAGUCAAGCAACAAAAGCCACAUCUGCUUCAGUAGCAUCAUCUGCAGUAUCCGCUGUGCAGCAAGGAGUGUUGCCAGCUGCUGAAGUUGCUGCUGGAUCUGGUAGAACCUCAGCACCAGCCUUAGUAGCAUCUCAUCACGAUGAUACUGACAUCAGUGACAUCCUUAAUUCAACCAUCAACAAGAACAUCAUAGAGGAGAUUGCAGAUUUUGAAAGAGAAAUGCGCUUGUUACAAGAACAUCGACGCCAGCCAUUUCUGAUUGUUGGCACUAAAGAAGAAAUGGAUACACUUCAUCAGUCAGUGAGAAAGCUAUCUAAUUUUUGCAAGGAAGUUCAUGCUACAACCAAGGAGCAGAGUCUUGAGGUGCAUGACUUGAAGACAUCCUGCCUGGAUUUGUUUGCGAUGGCUGAAGACUGUUGCCUGCGCCAGGAACGCCUCAAAGACUCGCGCUAUAUUCAGGCACAGCAGCAGAGAGCCUUGGAUCCAGCAAGUGCCAAACGUCUACAGAAUUUGCAUCAGCUGGUGCAGGUGAUUGGCCAGAGUCUUCAGGAGGCUGACAGUGUGCUUGACGCACAGUGGGAGGACCAUGUCAGUAAAGAGAAAAAAACACGAAUUCGUGUACCUAAUUCAAACACAAUCUACCGUGCCAUCAAGAGCAAUCACAACAUCAUCGUGCGGCAGCAGUCUGUUGUAGAACAAAUACAGAGUCAGCUGAGGAAACAGCAGCUGAGGAGUCUCUCUUCACAACAAAGCAUCACUGGCAGUGACACACAGCCAGCGCAUCGAGACUGGCGCUUAAGAAAACAAGACUUGGUGGCUCCAGAAAAAGUAACCUUGCUGAGAGAGGCUUUGUCUGGCCAUACAGUUCGCAAAGUGAAGUGUGCCCCUUUAGAGUCACUGUCUAUGUCACGCCUGGUGAACACGAGAGAGGAGAAGCGCCUUUUUUCUACUAACAGUUCCAUUCAAGCUGGAGAUGUCGACCUCAAAGAUGGAGCUACAGGUAGAACCCUGACCUGUGUCCCUGAUUCCACCUUUAUGGAUGCUUCAGUCCCACCCCCCAGGUUCAGCUCCACGCCAGCACUUUCCCUGCCAGCAACCAGAGAACCCAGAUCUGAGGAGACUCCAACAGUAUUUUCAGGAGUGGCAUUUUUCAAGCCUGGAGCUAACAUGACUUCACUGACUGUACCCCAAUUGGCAUCCACAUGGACAUCUCCUAUGGGUGGAACUAAAUUAUUAUUGACUGAGGCUUCCCUGGGCUUGGGCAGUAAUAAUGGUGCAGUGUUUGCCCCUGCAACAAAGCCAGUAUCUGGGGCAGCGAUGCCAGCACCGACCCAGGUGCCACUUCCUGUCUCAUCUUUUGAAUCCAGCCGAGUGCAAACAGCAUCAGUUGACAGUGCUGCAACUGACCCCAAGAAAGAGCUACAGGAGAGUGCUACAGAAACUGAAUUAAAUGAUGGUGAGACAGAUGAUAACGAUGAAUAUGGAUAUGAAGAAGAUGAUGAAGAAGAGGAUGAAGACGAUGAAGAGGAAGCUGGGUUUGGUGAUGAGUAUGAGUACCCACAAGACGAGGGCACUGUCACUGCAGCUUCUCUUGCUUCUGCUGUCUUGUCCCUACCUACCUCAAACACAGCAGGAAUCCUUCAAAAACCUCCAUUAGCCAUAGCAACGUUGGCAAGCACAGCAAACAUCACAAGUUCCUCUGGGCACAUAUUCAGCAAGAGUGUCAUAUCCAUGGCUGGACUAACCAAUGCAGCCACAACCACUCCAAGCUCAGUGUUUGGCAGUGGUACCUCUCUGUUUAGUAGCAAUGUACCAUCCUUCGGAGCACUGGCUGAUGCUGGGGAACAACCCUCAGCAAUGCGACCACCAUUAUUCAGCUCAGCAGCAGACAUUGCCAGUGCAUUGGGAACAACAGCUGGGUCAAGCACUGUGACAGCUGUUACCUCAGCUGUUACCUCAGCUGUUUUAUUAUCUUCGUGUGGCGGCCAACAAGCUGAAUCAUCUGGGGCAACUAAAGGUCUGUUUGCCAUGUCUACCAACACUGUAGUGUCACCUAGUUCAGAAUCAGCUUCUUCUUCAUCAACCAUAGCAGAUUGUUUCCCCUCAGCCACCUUAGUUUCUGUGUCAUCGUCAUCACUUCUAGGAGAAAAACAAGCAUUUGUUUCUGUUUCCACUCCUUCUGUUUCUUUGUCAUUUGAAACACAAGACUCCGCUCCAGCCAUUCAGGAAUUAUCUAGCAAAACUAGCUUUGUACCAUCAACCACUUCUUCAUCAUCUGGAAGAACACAGUCCGAAACUGCUGGGUCAACUGCCUCAAGCGGUUUCAACUUUGGUACUUCAUCCUGUGGAGCAACUACAUCUGCUUCAUCCAUCGAUGGAACAUCCACUCAGGAACAGGCAACGUCUGUUGCUUCAGUUUUUGGGGCACCAGCUUCAGAGACAGGUGCCUCAAUGUCUUCCCUGUUUGGCAUAUCAGGUGCUGGGCAAGUUUCCAACACCUCUAUUUUUGGUAUAUCUACAUCUGGGCCAUCCUCUACCAAUUCUGUUUUUGGAAAUUCAGCAUCUGAGCCAGCUUCAUCUGGCAACGUUUUUGGAACUUCUUCGGGGCCAACAGCUCCUACUGGUUCUAUUUUUGGAACAUCUGCACCUGGGACAGCAACAUCAAGUGUAUUUGGAACACCAUCAGCUGGUAAUCCCACAAGUUCUAUUUUUGGAACAUCCGGAACAGCUGCACCAAUCACUGGUUUUGAGACACCAUCCUCUGGCUCAGUAGCCUCCACCACAUCUAUUUUUGGAACAUCAACAUCUGCUGCGUCUGCUUCCACGAAUUCUGUUUUUAGAACACCAACAUCUGCUACUGGCAGUGGGUCCAGACCAGCUUUUGGUGAUGGUGCAUCACCAACAUCCAUCUUUGGGUCAACUUCAGCAGCAUCUCCUGGAGGAUCCAUUUUUGGAGGUGCUACAGCUUCAGCAGCCUCAUCUUCGGGAGCAACUUUUGGGUUUUCUCAGUCUACAUUUGGAGGCUUUGGCAAACCUGCUUUUGGCUCUGGGCCAUCAUUUGGGCAGAGUCCAUCAGGGUUUGGACAGAGUGGAGUUACUGGGUUUUCUCAAGGAACUGGAUCUGGUUUUGGGUCAAGCACCAGUGUCUUUGGCCAGCCUGCUGUUUCAAAAGGGGACACAACCAACAGUGUCAGUGGUCUUUUUGGGGGCAGUGGUGGACUGUUUGGUCUGGGAGCCAAGCCAAGUGAGGAGAAGGCUAAACAAAAUGUAUUUGGAGGCACUCAGGCUUUCGGUACAUCCUCCAAUAAUCCAUCAUUGUUCGGGAAACAAGAGACGACAGGAUUCGGCUCUGCAAGUACGCAGGCCACUUCAGGCAGUAUCUUUUCGGGCACCUCUUUCAGCACUGGUUCUGGGAGUGUAGCUGCAAUGGGAUUUGCUGUUUCUCAGCCAACAUCCAGCACAGAAGGUUUUGGCUCUGGACCUGCCUUUGGUAAUCCUCCAUCUUUUGGGAGCAGUCCCAGCUUUGCCACUGCCCCAGCAUUUGGUGCUGGAAGCAGUUUUGGAUCAUCACCAACAUUCAGCAGUUCUGCAGGCUUUUCUGGUGGCUUUGGUUCAACUGCAACUGCAAGUAGUGGGUUUGGAGGCUUCGGUUCAAGCAGUGGCGUAUUUGGAAGCCUUGCACAGUCCUCAGAGACACCAUCCUUCGGCACUCUGUCUCACACAGGUGCAGGAGGGUUUGGCUCUUUAGCAGGCCAAACUGGAACAGGAGCAUUUGGCAGUCAAAGCCCAGGAUUUGGUGGAAAUCAGUCAGGUUUUGGGAGCACCACCUUUGGGUCCAGCCCCUCUUUUAGUGCCUACAGAGGAUAGUGACAAGGACCACACCAUUUUUUUUUCUGUGUCAAAAUCUUUGGACAAAGUUAGCAGGGGACUUUACAAAGUAAGGAUCUUUUGUUAAAUGGAUGUUUGAGGACAUUGGCUGAGCUAGAGGAUGUGCAACUGCUGCUGAAUACACAGAAGGAAAGUAGCAUUAUGGACUCACACUGGUCUUCAUUUCAUCUGUUUUUGAGUGAGCAUCUCAGCAUUGUUGAGAUAAAAUGUUGGGUUUUUUUUUUAGAAAGCUGGAGUCAGAUACAUGUCUAUUGGUACAAUUAUCACGCUUUUUCUUGCAAGUAGGAAAUGUUGCAUAAUAAUUAACUGACGUGACAGAAGACUAUGCUUUGUAGAUGUCACAUAUCCUAGGAUAUAAAUUUGGUUAUUUUAGGUGGUUUGUUUUGAGCAAAAGUGAGGGCAGUAAUGUUGCUCAGUGUUUACAGUUUACAUCAUCUUAUGAAAUAAAGAUAGCCAAAGACCAAAAUGAA
Molecule: messenger RNA, 6829 nt
Organism: Pomacea canaliculata
Lineage: Eukaryota; Metazoa; Mollusca; Gastropoda; Architaenioglossa; Ampullariidae
Product: nuclear pore complex protein Nup214-like
Exons: 27
Coding region: 126-6338 (2070 amino acids)
Biological process (GO): protein import into nucleus; RNA export from nucleus
Cellular component (GO): nuclear pore
Molecular function (GO): protein binding; structural constituent of nuclear pore
Source: RefSeq, a predicted model, not a curated record